AUGGAUAAGUUAAAUCCGUUUGGGGCGCUUCAGCGUUCAAUCGAAGCUUUGAAAACGAUAGAUUGCAGCGCGAAAGAAAAGUUAAUUCUUUUCGGACAGAUAAGCGAAACAAUCAUAAAUGUCCGCCCCGGAACUUCCGCGGCUAACUCACCCCAUUACUAUGGGCACAUCAGUAGUGCUGUUACGGUGUUAAUCAUGUUUUGUGAAGAAUCCGACUCCAGUGUUCGUAUGGGCGCCGAAGAAAAUUUGUCCCGCAUUGUGCGACAUUGCGAAUCUACGGGAAACAUUAUCCGCAUACAGCGGGACCUUUAUCACGAAAUCAAAAAGAAUGGAAAUGAACGUUCGUUGCGCACUGUGUUGUCCAUUUUCGCACAUUAUUGUGGAACAAUACGUCAGCGGAAGGCACGUACCUACGCCCAGAACCUGCUCCCUUGCAUAUAUGCCAUUUUCAAGCGCAGCGAACCAUUGUUGUUGGAAUGUUUGUGCAGCUUUACUGAGGUGUUUUGCGUGCAUCUCGAAGGGUACCUCACGGAUGGUGAAGUUUUAAAGAUGACGGAAUUGUUCCUGGUGGAUAUUGGAUCCGACUGUGUCACCAAACGUCGCUGUGCGGCAAAAAAUACGCUCUCUUUCGUACAGGGUUCCCGUAAUCCCGAUUUCUAUGCCAACAAUGCGUUCAAUCGUUGCAUCGAGCAGUUGUUGAAAUGUGGCCAGCCGCAACAACAAUCAAACACAGUCAUUGGUGUGAUGGGCUGCUUUCGGGCAAUUCUGCCGAUCGUGUUAAGGAAUUGUAGCGUAGAAAAAGCGAUCGAAACGUACGACCUCUGUUUGCAUUUCCUUCGCGAAGGAACGCACACCAUCAUAAACGCUACACUCGAAGUGCUGCUCGCAAUAUUAGUCAACGUCCAGCCAGCCGUUCGUAAGGUCCUGCUGUCGGAACAAUGUGAACAUAGGCGUAUGCUGCUGAAACGUAAAACGCUGAAGAACAGCAUCUUCAAAAUAAAUCCUAGCGAUAGCCUGCUAUCAUCGCGAAAGUCUAGUACGGAUGCACGAUCAGAUCAACUGUUGCGUCCUGGCUCCUUACCUCUGACAUCAACACCGACAAAAUUUUCGCUACCCGUAGACGAUCGGUCUUUGGCGUCUGCAUCGGACAUUGAACUCGAUUCGUUGAAAAGCAUGGAUCUCGAUACCGAAAGUCGAACUGUACCUCCUGCCCUGCAACUGGAAUGUGCUGGUGCAUUGGACACAACAAGCGGUGUUAAAAACUCACCCGUACCACCUGCACCUGACACAGUGUCUCUGAAAAGUCAAAAAUCCACUGACUCCAUCGGCUCUUUUAUAAACACACUGCUCUCAAGCUCGAAUGCUGCCGAAUCAGUAACCAAAUUUUUCAGAAAGUCUAUCGAUAAACCUUUUCCAGACGACGGAGAGGAAGACCGUUUGUCGAUGGAAUCGAUGGCCAGCAGUUACAUGUCGUCCAAUGCAGAAACGAUCCGAGCGGAAUUGGACGUGACAUUGGAAAUAGACCUGGAUACCGAGCCAGCCACUGUCGUCCCUACUGCUUCAAUUCCAACUCCAACACCUUCACGGGAGACGCUUGAAGUACCGCUAAGCACAUCAAUGCAAGUCGACGACAUUACGGAAAAUGUAAAGGAACUAUUUAUUGGUACCAUACACGAUCAGAACUUGUUGGAUUUCACUGUUCGGUUGAUAUGCUCCAGGUUCUUGCUAGCUGGUACUAGACACAUGCUGGUAGCCGAUUCAAUAGUACGUGUAUCUGUAAAGAGUUUGUCGAUGCAAAUUAUGGCUGCGUGUGUGAGGAUGAAACCUGAGUUACUUUGUCUACCACUCGAGAAGGAUGCAUUUCGAGAAGAGUUUGCUGUGGUGGAAAUUUUGAACCUCGAAUAUGCGAUAAAUGAACUCUCGCAAGAAGCGUCGCCAUGUGACGAUCAACUGGAUGGUGCUAGCGCUGUCACACCACAGCAAGAAGAGCCUGCCUCCGAGUUGCUAGAAAUGAAGGAAGAUCAUUUUGGAGAAUGUACCAGUGCAACGUACUUUGAAUAUUUUUCGCCGAUGUCACUCAGCCUGGACCAGGGUUUGAAAUCAAAAUUAAAAUCGAUUGAAGAAAAUUUCUCAAUCGAUAAUAAUGAAAAAUUAAGUCGCGAUUUGGACGCUAUCCUCUCGCAGUCGGAACCUGGACCCGGUGCUGCAAGCCUUACGGGUGCGUCACGCCGAAAAGAAUUGCUAGUGGUACCAAAGAUGAUAGCGUCACUCAAGAACGACCAUCGAAUUGGCGGACGGACCGGUAACGUUGAGGUACAGGAUGGAAAAACUACGAUCACAGCAAUGGCAGUUUCAAACCAUAAAGAACCAGAAGAUGAGGAACAACAAUUACUUGCCGAUGUAUUGCUGUUUUACGACAGUCCUGAUCCAACGUUGCGUGGAACUGUACAAUUGAUUGUGGGAAAUUUGUUAAGAGCCGCUAUCGACCACAAUGGAAACUACCGUAAAUUUUUACGUACAAAAAUACCAAAUGUAACCACACAAUCAUUUCUGUGUGAGCACAAACUUCUUCAGGUCGUAGUGCAGGGACUCUCGGAUGAAAUUCACACUGUUGCAAAUCAAGCACUUUCCUCCGUGGAACUUUUCCUUAACGUUUAUUUGAACAGCCUUUGCAUUGGUACUGGGGGCGUUAGCUUGAUCGAAAAUCGAACCACAACUUCAAACAUUCCGUUUCAGUCGUGCAAAAGGAACAUUUUCUUAGACGACUCUUUUAUAUUCAAUUCGGGAACGGAAUCAACGCUCCACAUGAAAACUCUACUCGAACAAGUUUUUCUUCUGUCGCACAACAAAUACUGGCUAGUACAGUGUAAGCUGCUGGACAUAAUAGUUCGGCUAGAUUUUGAUUGCAUCAAAGCACAUGGACUGCUAGGCGAUCAGAUGCGAGAAAAAGUAAGCGAUCUUCUUUUGAUCGGUUUGGGCGAUAGUGAUCAACGUGUCCGGAACCAUGCUGCCGAACGGUUGUUACAAUUUCUUCAGAGCACCCCGUUGGUUAAUACUGUUCGACAUAAACCAAUGUGCCACAAACAAUCUAUUGUUGGUGAUUUUAUAGACGAAUUCGUUUUUGGUACAUUUUCUUCACCAUUCGGUCCUCGAACUAAUGGAAAGAUUCGUGCAAAUUUACCAAAACCAGACAUGUCUACGGUGAGCCGUUUGAUGUAUAGAAUAAGCAAUUUGUUGCUAAAAAUUGGCGACAAAUAUCUUCAGUCUGGAAUAAUUCACUUCUUACGCAUAUUUUUGGAAAAUUAUGAAAUUUUUGAUUUUGUCAACUUGUGGAAUGAGUACAACAUGAUUAACGUGCUUCUGAACUUGCUGUUGGGAAUGAAUGGUACCGUUCUUGAUCUUGCUGUACACGGCGAACUACUUUGGAUAUGUUCGCAGAUGAUUGUUGCUGUAUUGUCGAACAGCCCUGCAAAUAGCACAACGGAUAGUGAAGCGAUGAAUAAAUUCAUCAUCCACUUGCUGAAGUUACUCAACAUUUAUCAUCUCGUGUACACAAACACUACACCGCUGGUAAUAAAUCGGGCCCAGAAAGCGGAUAUUUUUAUGAACACCAAAGAACUGCAACAAGUCAACUGCUUCGGAUAUUUUGGUAACGAUCAUGCGUACAUGAAGUUUUAUCAACAAGUUCGCUGUUCCAUGGAGAGCUACCGUAUAUCGAUCAAUGCCGAAUCCGGUCAAAAAUUGUUCGAUUGUUUACGAGCAUCGAUGGCGGCACUGUGGACGUUGUUAGAGAUGAAAUCUCUAUCCGCCAUGACGAACGGAUUAAAGUUUGUGGAAGAAGUGCUACGAUAUUUGCAAACAUUCAUCACACUUGAACCGGACCAUUGUGUACAGUGCACAAGAUAUCUGUUGAGGUUCAUUUUCCAUGUCAACUACGUCAACCGCUCCACAGAAGUGUCGUUCUUUCAUAAAGUUUCACUGUCGGAAGAUCCGAUAGAGGUAGUAACAUCGGAAGAAUUCUUUGGGAGAUAUUACGACUUUUGCAAAGCAAAAUCCAAACCUCUGACUCCGGAAAUCGGCGGAUUCGUCAAGCUCUUUGAGCCGUUGGUGAUAAACUGUUUAAAAAUGUUCACUAAAAUGCGAUCAACUGUGCAGGCGAAUAUUUUGCAGAUGCUAUGCCAACUCCUAGACUUCAACAUAAAUUAUCAGCUGCUGGACGCUAACAACGUGUUUGUGGAAUCUAUUUUCAAGCAUAUCGAAUCCAUCGAACGCGGUACUGUAGACGAUUCCGAUGUUGUGAUGCGUCAAGUUGUGAGAUUCCUGUUCCAGCUAAGCGGUCUAGUACGGGACAAACCGCUAGUGACGAUCCCCAAGAUUAUUAACUUGUGUGAUAACCUGUUGGCAAACCAUGUCAUUCGACGUACAGCCAUAGCUUCCGUACAAGCGCUUUCACAUGAAAUAUUUCUGCUUAGGCCUAGUCGCAAUAGCAUAGUACCCAAGGUACUCGAGGCAGCGGAAUGCAUUACACAAAAAGAGGUGGUGCUUAACAUGCUGAUGAAAUUUCCAGAUGAGCUGGACGCCUAUCGGAUUAUUCCAAUGAUAAUGUACAGCGAGCGUUUGCACGACGUUGACGGUACACACGUCGCCACUUGUGAAUCGGAUGUAUUGACCGCUCUACUGCAAGUGCUGGGAGAUGGAAAGCUUAUGAUAAAAUUCGAUGCAGAUUACUAUAUAGUGCUGCGCUUGUUUGAAUGUCUCAGCCUUAAUCAACUGCUAGAAAGCAAGGUGGUUCUACGUUUGGUAGAUAUUUUCUUCACCACAAGUACUAACGACUCAUGGAAAACACUUCAGAAGAUAACGUGUGCAGAAAUGAUCGUGCGGCAAGUUUUUCAACAAACGGAAGAAAUUUAUCUUUUGAAUCAUGUUGGAUUGUACCUCCGCAAGUCAAAUGUGAACACGGAUGAAGAAGCUGCACACGAGGAUGGAAAUGUUGCCAAUCGUCUUACCGAAGAUGACGUGCAAUUGGCAGCACAAAGUUUAGUGGGAAAAAUGGUACACUACCUUCGGGAAUGUUUAACCAUUUUAGAUGAUAUUAAUUUAACGUACAAUGCAAACCAAGAGGAUAUUCAAUUUACAUGCGAUUCCAUCCAGCGGUACAUUAGCGCACUGAGCACCAUGACUCGGUUUGUUGAAAUUAGCCGCGCGCUAGCCGAGCAGAUACCAUUGGAACUGAUACAUUGGUGUCGUUUACCUUUGGCAGUAGCACGUGCUUUAAGCGAAAUGUUGAUAAAGCAUGGAUUUGAUCUGGAGUUAAUGUUAUCGUUAAUUCGAAACGAUGAGUACAAUGUGAGAAAUGAUCGUCUAGUCACUACGUUGAUUGAAGUACUGCUGGAAUAUAAACCGAACGAAUCGAAAUGGGCGCGAAAAGAAGUACAUGCACUGCUUUCGACGGAAACUUCCCUACUUUCGGUACAUUUUCACCCUCUGCUGCUAUGCUACAUUACGGAUGAAGAAUAUUCAAAGGAAAUUGUAAAGAUGAUCAUUAUAACCUUGGAAGGAAAACUUUCCCCUAUUCAAUGUUCGUUGUUGGAAAAAGCAUCGCUUACAACGUUGCCGCUGAUGUGUAACCGAUUAACAGAUCUACUCGAUACGGUCAAUAUAGUGACAUCACGCAAUGCUGCUCUUAUCCUCGACCAAAAACUGAGUGCGCUGGUGCAAAUAGGUGCUGCCGGCCUUAAGGAUAGUGCUGUUCUCACCGUACUACCGGAAAGUGAUUUCCGUUACCUAUACUCGCGCUUUGGCACUGAACGCAACCGAAAGUUUCCGAAGCUUUUUAAAACGCUGUCUCAACUGAAACAAUAUUAUGAAGCAACUUCGGUGGAUGAAUGUAUGCCUUCGGUUCUACCAUCCAUCGAUACAAUGGCGUUAAAAGACUUAUCCAUUGACGUAGUUUGGUUUCAGCAGCAAGUUUCGUAUCACUGUACCGAGAUGUCUUACACGAAGCCUCGACACAUAGCUAAAAUGUUGCUGGAAAUUAAAUCCGAAAGCAAGCUCAUUAAUCUGCUCUCCAGUGGAUCGCUUAACGUGCGACUUUUGCGUGAUAUAAUUUCGGUAGCAUUCGAGAGCAUGUUUCACGCGUUCCGCACCGAUUGUGUGCAGUACAACCCUCAUCUCAACUACCUGAAAGUACACCCGAUGUUGAAGGUGGCAUUAAUUGUUUUGAUGCGCAGGCUGAACGAAACGAAACAUAAACCCCAGGAAGUAGCAGCAACGACGUACUGUGCCGAAUCUGUCAUAUGUUUCCUGGAGUAUCUCAAGAAGCUGGAGCAUAUUUGCCUGUUUUACAUCGAGGGCAAGUUCGUCGAUCGCUUUAUUAAGGAGCAACUGCUAAAGUCAAACUUUUUUGAAACACUCCUCACAUUCGGACAAGUUUGCGCGGAAUCUCUGGAACAAGAACCGGUGGAAAAUGUUACUCGCAUCGAGCUGUAUCUAAAAUGCAUCGGAAACAUCGUGCAUCAACGGUAUCUUUGGAAUGAAUUAAACCAGAACGAUCGGUAUCUUGAUGCGGUGGAUUAUUACAUCAAGGUCUUAUAUAAAUUAAUAGCAAGAUCGUUACUGGACGAUCAACUCUUAGGUCGUCGUCAGUUGCCGCCCGUGUUUCAAGACUUUCAAACCAACCAAAGCAGCUCAAUGGAAGUUUAUCUGAAAGCGAUUGUAAUAGCAGAAUAUGUAACGGAUUCUACCGGAAUGGCAGUUCAUCCCAGUAUGGGCAGUAACAUGAUUUCUUUAAUUGAAUCUAUUGCCAUACCAUUGCUAAAAUUGGACCGAUUUUAUCCUUACGCAUUGACACCGUACGAACUGUACGAAUGUUAUGAUUCAUUAGAUGCAUUAGAAAAUGGCCACCCAAAGCUACCGACUGUGCCAAUCGAGUAUUUGUAUGACGUUGAGCUGCUUGAAAUGUUUUUAAAGAGAGCAAACGUAUUCGGGUUUUCAUCACGUCAACAAUUUGAGGAACUGUUCAUGUCGCUGAUGGUGUUGCUGAAUCGCUCAGAAGAUCCAAUUUUUGUGAGUCUAGUGGAGCAACGGGAAAUCAAAAACAUGUGCUUGCAAACUGUAAUGUCGUUGCUACUAUCAUGCUAUCGAUAUCCACGGAUUGGUUUUAGCGAGGGAAAAUUCCAUCACACUACACGUAAUCCAAGAAUUAAAUGUGAGACCAUAGGGCUAAAGAAACUUCACAAUAUCCAGCUCUCCAUUCCAUUGAGCAACGUAUUUUAUCAGCCUAAUUUGGAACGUCAUUUACUGAUCACUGCUAUGGAUGAUCAGUAUGCCCUUGACGAUAGCUGUGUCGGCACGCUGCGGUUCGAUCACAAUCAACUUUCGUUAGAAUAUUUCUGGGAGAUAAUAGAACGUACUAGUGACCAGAGUGGAUAUAACGCACCGGCCUCUGAAUCGUUGGUCGUUUGUAAUAAGCGUUAUUUUGUAGAAAAAAUUAACAUCGAUACUACGAGUUCACAGCGAUUGAUUUAUGACGUGUUGAAGCAGUUGAUCGAGGAUGAUCCGGCACUGGUGCUACCACAUUUGGUGAGCUUCUGUGAAAUAGUAGAAAAUCGAGAGCAAAUCUUUUGGUUGAACCAGCUACUCCUAAAACUGCAAGAGCGCGUUCCGAUGGAAGAUACAAUUUCGCAACAGCACAUCAUCUACUUGUUAUGUCGAAUGGCGGCGCUUCUCAUUCCGACGAUGAGCGAUCUAACACAUCUGUGCACCAUCAUUCCGACGUACCUGAAGAGCACACAACUGUACGUUCGUAAUGCAACGUUGCAAGGAUUAAUCUGUUUGCUAGAAUGUCUCAUCAAAACGAACACUUCAAUUGGCACCAUGAAUGACGAACUUCUUUUGUUGCGCAACGUCAUAGUUAGCUACAUCGUAAAGCACGGUAUUAUAGAAGAAAGCUCCGGGGCUUUCAGUGAUCUUCAUACUAAGCUCGUGUGGACGUUAAAUUUCUAUCUAAUCGAGCACACAUCACGUUUCGUGUCAGACUGCAAUCUUUUAUCGAACAGCAUCAUCUCUGCCAACAAUAUUCUGAAAAGGACAACCAAUUUGGAAAUUUACCUGUGUAUCUUAAAUGGCUUGGAACGUUUGAUCAUUACCGAUCGUGUGUCGCGUGCGUUACACGAAAAAAUCGAAAAGCUUGCGAUCGAUCUCGUUAAAAUUGACAACGAAAUGUUUUCGCUGUCCGCGUUAAAACUGCUGGUCACUUGCAUCUACCGCAGUUGCAAUGAGCAACUGGAAAGCACCGAACGCUGCAACGGCAUUGUGCAGGACGAACCAGACAUUAUUGUGCAGCAGAUCGAUAAAAUAGAGAUACUUUUCGCUAAAAUACGCACCACCACGCCGCAGGGUGCGAAAGUGUUUGGUGACGUAUUGUGUCAACUGAUACGCGAUCUCCUUCCGCCGAACGAGAUUCUUACGAAGGUGUUCAAAGAGCUGAUGCUAAACCAACCGAAUCCAGACAUCAUUGCUGGCGUUACGUACCAGCUCUUCCGAUCCGCCAUCGAUGCAUCGUACUUGACGCUGUUACAGGAAUGGUUGCUCUGCUCGUUGCCGAAUUUUCUAUCCUUCCCGCAGGUGAACAAAUCCGUUUGGUGCUUAACGGUCAUAUUUCUUUCGGCAUCGCUAAACCAACAUCUAAUCAAACUGCUACCGGAAGUGCUCUCGCUGCCUUCGUAUCAACAGCUCAACGAAAGAGAAAUUAACAACUUUAUCAUCUCGGCGAAAGAUUUUUACUCCCGUCUCGAACAGAACGGUAGUCAAAAGGCGAAAUUCAAGGAAAUAUUCCGACAGCAUGAUUCCUUCAUAUUUCAAUGUCUUGUGCAGUGCUUGUAA
Messenger RNA from Anopheles marshallii, 8883 nucleotides. It is a transcript of the gene htt, whose product is annotated as huntingtin. Bases 1 to 8883 code for a protein of 2960 amino acids. Lineage: Eukaryota; Metazoa; Arthropoda; Insecta; Diptera; Culicidae. The record is from RefSeq and is a predicted model, not a curated record. Gene Ontology annotation, cellular component: cytoplasm; nucleus. The transcript is spliced from 8 exons.